This is a messenger RNA of Daucus carota subsp. sativus, 1402 nucleotides long. RefSeq lists its product as uncharacterized. Bases 9 to 989 code for a protein of 326 amino acids. The transcript is spliced from 9 exons. NCBI's taxonomy places the organism in Eukaryota, Viridiplantae, Streptophyta, Magnoliopsida, Apiales, Apiaceae. The record is from RefSeq and is a predicted model, not a curated record.
GAACAUAGAUGUCAAAAGUUGCGACUCAGCUAUACCCAGCAACGCUAGUCUGGACUCUGGACUCCACAGGGACGAUCAUAUUCUGUAUCUAUAUCUGUAUCUAUCUCUCACCAAUGAUGGCACCCUCCAUGAAAUCACUAACCUUGUUACUACUACUCGUGUUCUCUCUAUCAAUACCCAACUCACUGAGUUUCCAAUCCGACGAGCUCUUAAUCGAGGACGAAGAGUUUGUUAAAUCUCCGGAUCUGAGCCGACCCUCGAUUUCUCCGCUGACCCGGAAGACUGUUUCGGAUUCUGGGUCGGACUCUAAGGUCCAGUUUGUGUUGGAGCAUGCUUUUGGCGACUCCGAGUUUACCCCUGCUGGCACUUUCUCUGCUCGCCUCAAAACUUGGUCUCAUGGUGGUCAGACUCUCACAAAACUUAGGUUCUCAAGAAAAGACUUAAGCAGAGAAGACAAGGAAAGCUUUAAAACAUUACUAGAAGGUGAUGAUUUCUAUAGGAUACGAGUGCCAUCAAAUGUGAUAAGCCCUCCAGGAAGAGACUACAUUAUCUCUUCAGUUAAAGCAAGAUGUCUCCCACAGACUGGCUUGGAUGAGCAUUUUGUCAUACACAUGGAUGGUGUUAAUAUUUUGGGUGUUAAUUAUGGUUCCCUUGCGGUCUGCCAGUAUCCUCGACAGUAUAAAUUGCCAAGCAAGUGGGCUUUUACCUCUCACACAGUCUUAAAGAGUACCGAGCAGGCACCAAGAACUCCUGCAUUCUCAGAAGAUAUUGGUAGUACAGAAAUUGGUGGCGAAGAUGAAGGUGUGAAGCCAUUGGAAAGAUCUUUUUGGGCUAAAUAUUGGAUGUAUCUGAUUCCCCUUGGACUUAUUGUCAUGAAUGCUGUCACUCAAGCCAUGAAUAUGCCUGAGGAGCAAGCAGGGGGGCAACCUGCUUCCCAACCCCAGCAAGUAAAUGGCCCACUCCCACGUGGGCCAGGUAGUAGAAGAUGAUAGUCACAUCACUCAUAAAAAACAUGAAAGUGGUAUGUGACGGGGUAGGAAGAACAUCUAAGCUUUACUGGAGCAAAUUGCUGCUGAUGCAAUUGUACGGUCGAGGUCGCGGGUUCAAGAAGUGACCAGACUUAAAAAAAAAUUACUCCACGGGAUAUUUAAUGCUUUGUUAAGGUUUCUUUUUAUAGCAUUUUGCCUUUUACAUCUGAUACAUCAAAUUGGUUAAAAAAGAAUCAUUUCCUGUCAGUAUCAUCACAGAUGCAACUGGAUGUAAAAUCAUGAUUUUUGGCACUAUUGGUUUGCUUACCAUUAUAAUUCUCUAUGCAACAGUGUGCAGCAAUUAUGGCUGGACAAUGUAAAAUAUUUUUGUAACCAGGUUGUACUCCUAAUUAAAUAGAUUUAUUCACUCUUGA